Molecule: messenger RNA, 468 nt
Organism: Saccharomyces cerevisiae S288C
Lineage: Eukaryota; Fungi; Ascomycota; Saccharomycetes; Saccharomycetales; Saccharomycetaceae
Gene: YCR099C
Exons: 1
Coding region: 1-468 (155 amino acids)
Cellular component (GO): membrane
Source: RefSeq, marked reviewed
AUGCGAUCGAUUUUUCUGCUGCAUUUUGACUAUAAAACGUGUGAAGAGGAAGAUUUCGAAGACUGGAAUUUGGCAGAUGGGAAAUGCCUUAAUGGCGCCAAAUACAUGUAUAAAAGGAGGAAACAGGACGCCCGUUGUUUGGUAAAAAGGACAUUCAAAGAUAUGAUUUUGCAUGAAAUACCUUGUGACAGUUGUACUGAAUCCGACUACGAAUGCUCUUCUGAAUUUGUUAGAGAUGCAAAGGGUGACUGUAUACCAGAUUAUGAUCAGAUUGCCCUUUCCGAUAUAUGUGACAAAGCUAAUGGCGAAACUGUAUCAUUAGAGCCAUUACAAUUAAUUAAAGGAGAUAAAUGCAAAAAGCCCAUGGAAAUUGAGGCCAUGAACAUUCCAUGUGAAAAAAUCCUGAGGGAGAGCUCGAAUGGUAAGAAAAUAGCAACCAUUGAAAACAAGUUUGACUUUGAAAUUUAA